AUGACUACCUCCCUCGAUCAUCUGAAGCAAACUGGUACCGUCGUUGUCUCCGAUUCCGGUGACUUUGAGUCGAUCGACGUGUACAAGCCACAAGACGCUACGACCAAUCCAUCGCUUAUUCUUGCCGCCGCAAACAAACCCGGCUACGCCCAUUUGAUCGAUAAUGCUAUCAAAUAUGCGAAAGCCAAAGGUGGGUCCAUCAACGAGCAAGCCGAUGCUGCACUCGACCGUCUCCUCGUCGAAUUUGGCUCAGAGAUUCUGAAAAUCAUUCCCGGCCGAGUCUCUACAGAAGUCGAUGCCCGUUUGUCGUUUGACAAGGAGGCAACCAAGAAGAAAGCAAAAGAACUCAUUGCGCUUUACGAUUCGGUCGGCGUCAAGAAGGACCGUAUUCUCAUUAAGAUCGCCUCAACAUGGGAAGGCAUUCAGGCGGCCCGCGAGCUGGAACGAGACGACAACAUCCAUUGCAAUCUCACCCUCCUGUUUGGUUUCGGUCAAGCGGUUGCUUGCGCCGAGGCCCAGGUUACGUUGAUCUCUCCAUUCGUUGGACGCAUUCUCGACUGGUAUAAGAAGAGCACUGGCAAGUCCUACGAGGGAGACGAGGACCCCGGUGUCCUGUCCGUGAAGCGCAUUUUCAACUACUACAAACAACAUCACUACAAGACAAUUGUUAUGGGCGCGUCAUUCCGUAACGUUGGAGAAAUCAAAUCUCUCGCCGGCGUUGAUUUCCUAACCAUCUCCCCAUCGCUGCUAGAAGAGCUCAAAUCUUCGACUGAGGUCGUACCGAAAAAGCUCGAUUCUCAAGCUGCCGCCAAGGAGGAUCCCAUUCCGAAAGUUAGCUUUAUCGACAACGAGCCUGAAUUCCGAUGGGCAUUGCUCCAAGACCAGAUGGCAUUCGACAAGUUGCAUGAGGGUAUCAAGAAGUUUGCGGAGGACGGGGAGACCCUCAAGGAGCUUCUCCGUAAGAAAUUGUCUGCCUAA
This is a messenger RNA of Mycena indigotica, 978 nucleotides long. RefSeq names its product Transaldolase. Gene Ontology annotation, cellular component: cytoplasm; intracellular anatomical structure. The coding region runs from base 1 to 978 and encodes 325 amino acids. Lineage: Eukaryota; Fungi; Basidiomycota; Agaricomycetes; Agaricales; Mycenaceae. Gene Ontology annotation, molecular function: transaldolase activity. The transcript has 6 exons. The record is from RefSeq and is a predicted model, not a curated record. Gene Ontology annotation, biological process: pentose-phosphate shunt, non-oxidative branch; carbohydrate metabolic process; pentose-phosphate shunt.